AUUAAUAAUAAUAAUAACAAAGAUUUAUAUAAUUAUAAUCGAGUUAUUGUUUAUAAAAUAGAAGAUGGAUAUUUAUCAAUAAAACGCUUUCGUAAAUCAAUUGAGAUUUUAUUAAAUAAACAUGAAAUAUUUCGUACAUCUAUUGAUUAUGAUAUUAAUGAUAAUUACCUUAAACAGACAAUUAAUUCUUCUAUAAAUGAUCUUUAUUCAUAUGAAUUAACUUAUUUUGAUGUAAAUGAUCUUGAAAAAUUAAAUUUAAUUAUUUAUAAUGAGCAAAUAACGAAAUAUUUUGAUUUAAAUAAAGGUAAAAUAUUUCGUUGUCAUCUAUUAAAACAAAAUAAAGAAGAGAAAAAUAAAUUAAUUAAAAAUGAUGAUAUAUUAUUAAUAUAUCAUCAUUCAGCUCUAGAUGAUU
Molecule: messenger RNA, 412 nt
Organism: Rotaria sp. Silwood2
Lineage: Eukaryota; Metazoa; Rotifera; Eurotatoria; Philodinida; Philodinidae
Source: the annotation of a GenBank genome assembly